AGGAAGUUUCUGAGUAAUUUUAUCCCAUUCACAUAGUUUAUCAUCGGAAUUGUCAUACAGAAUUAACAAAACUUGCAGCCUAAUUCACAAUCUACACCUAACAAAUUAAAUAUUUAUAAACAGAUAAUCUUAAUAGCACUACUAUAAAGCCAAACUUAAUUGUAUCUAAGAAAAGUAAAUUAAGAAGACAAUGUAUACCACUAAAACAUUAUCCCUGUACAAAAACUCCCCAGAAACAAUAUCGUUACCUCCAGAAGGUCCAAAUUCAAGUUACUUGGUUAUUCAAGAUGAAGAAUCCACAAAAACCUGCUGUUUUGGUUUGUGCACAGACCCAUCUAUUAAUCAUCUGCCAUUUCCCCAAAAUAAGCGUCUCUCUAUUGAAUACCGUGUUCAGACCGGCGAAAAUUCCAGCUAUCACUCCUAUGAUGAGGUUUACUUGAUUCCUAUCAUCAAUCAACCACUGUCAUCUAAUCGGUAUUAUGCAAUCAAAGCAGAUGGGAAACGUAAAGGGGAUGCAUAUGCAAGCUCAAAGGAAGAAGAUCAGGGGACUUGCUGUUUCUGCAUUCCAUUCAUCAAAGAUGUCAAACCAAAACCUUUUGAUCCAAAUGACAUAUAUCAGCAGUUUGAGUUCUCUGAAAAGGUAGGAUGCCUAGGUAGUACCUACCUUGUAGCAAAAUCUGUGGCUUCUGAUGGUCACCCUCCAGCGUUUUUACGCAGAAGUGGAUGGCAGAUGAAUGCAAAGAAACUAAAAAAUUCCACCCUUGGAGAAGCUCGAGGUCUCGACUCAUCUCUUCGAGCUCAUCUUCCAGACUUCAAUUUCCCAGUAACUCAAGACCGUUCAAAGUCCGUCGUUGUUGGUAAAUGGUACUGUCCUUUUAUGUUCAUCGAAGAUGGAAGGGCUAAAGAUCAAGUCAAACAGUCUAUGUUCUAUGAGAUGACACUUGAGCAACGUUGGGAGCGAAUAUUUGCUGCUGAAAAUAGUUACAAUCAAGGAAAAGUAGCAUCAGUAAAUGUAGUGGUUCCAACAGAAAUGGUAAGGAUUACAGGUCAGGAAGCUGUGCAAGUAGACAGAAAUGACAGCAGAGGAGUGGUGUGGUUUAAUACUGUCGACGGGAGAGGAGCCAAUGAACAAGUAGGUCUGAGUUCGCUGAUUAUAGAGAGAAUGAUGUGGGAACAAGAGAGAGUUGGAUGGGUUAAAGGGGAAGAGAAGCAUGUCAGGGUGGUAAAAGAUGAGGAAUAUCCAGGAACAGGAGAUUGGACAAGUUUUGGGUGCUAUAUUGUGUUCGAAACUUUUGUUCUUAAGAGGAGUGAUGGGAGCGUAUUGCUAACAUAUGAUUUUAAACACACUCACCAGAUAAGAUUCAAAUGGGAGUGACAUGAACAAGAACGAAUCAUGUGUUAUUGUAGAGUCAAUUAGACCUAUGUCAUCCUCUGCAUCACCUAUACUUCGCAAUAUUUAAACUCAUUCAUCAGUUUGUAAUUUCUCUGUAUAUUCUAAUUAUUUUGCAGCACAUAUCAGAAAAUACAUAAUGUUACGUUGUACUGUGUGAUUGCAUACAUAUAUAGAUCAAUUUGUUCAGUUAGAUUUCGAACAUGUGCAAAGUGUCCGACCACACAUGACCUCUAAAAUAGCAGCCAAAAAUAUUUAAUCAUAUAUACUUCCUCCGUUCCAAAAUACUUUCAU
Molecule: messenger RNA, 1684 nt
Organism: Amaranthus tricolor (Joseph's coat)
Lineage: Eukaryota; Viridiplantae; Streptophyta; Magnoliopsida; Caryophyllales; Amaranthaceae
Exons: 2
Coding region: 191-1375 (394 amino acids)
Source: RefSeq, a predicted model, not a curated record